This is a messenger RNA of Arabidopsis arenosa, 1067 nucleotides long. Lineage: Eukaryota; Viridiplantae; Streptophyta; Magnoliopsida; Brassicales; Brassicaceae. The record is from the annotation of a GenBank genome assembly.
AGACCAUUCACUGAUCUCUAACCAAAUCAUACACACACUCUUACACGAUGGCCACCGUCGCUAACUUCUUAGCCAAACCAAUCGCCACCGUAGUCCCACGGCCUUCCUCCGCCGUUGCCUCCACCUCCUCCUUCAUAUUCUUUAACUAUAAAACUAACUCUCUGUUCCGGAGGGAAAACCUCCCGAAACGACUAUUCUCCGCCGUGAAAGUGAAGGCCGGAGCGGCGUCUCCAGGGAAGGUGGGUACACCCCCGGCAAAAGACGAGAAGGUACAAAAGAUUCACAGCGGAGAGGAAUUCGAUGAGGCGUUGAAAAAUGCAAAGAGCAAACUUGUGGUUGCGGAGUUUGCUACAAGUAAGAGUGAUCAGAGUAAUAAGAUAUAUCCGUUUAUGGUGGAACUGAGCAGGACCUGUAACGACGUCGUUUUCUUGCUCGUCAUGGGUGAUGAGUCUGACAAAACCAGAGAGCUUUGUCGUAGAGAGAAGAUUGAGAAAGUUCCUCACUUUAGCUUUUAUAAAAGCAUGGAGAAAAUACACGAGGAAGAAGGUAUUGAACCGGACCAGUUAAUGGGAGACGUUCUGUACUACGGAGACAACCACUCGGCGGUGGUGCAGCUGCACGGUCGAGCUGACGUGGAGAAGCUAAUCGACGAGAAUCGCACGGGAGGCAAGCUGAUCGUGCUCGACGUCGGUCUGAAACAUUGUGGUCCUUGCGUUAAGGUGUAUCCGACAGUGCUGAAACUGUCCCGGUCAAUGUCGGAGACAGUCGUAUUCGCUAGAAUGAAUGGUGACGAGAACGAUAGUUGUAUGGAGUUUCUCAAGGACAUGAAUGUUAUUGAAGUUCCAACUUUCUUGUUCAUUAGAGAUGGAGAUAUUUGUGGCCGGUAUGUUGGUUCCGGUAAAGGAGAACUCAUCGGAGAGAUUCUUCGGUACUCAGGUGUUCGUGUCACUUAUUAAUUUGUAUCAAAACUCAAAUUUUAUUACAUCUCAUUUAAAAAAAGAAUGAGUUUUUGGUCUUUGUUUGUACCAUCCGAAACCGGUUGAUAUGAAAAAAACUCAAAAUAGUGU